AUGUCGGAGAGAGUAAGGAAAAGGAGAUCAGAACCGCCGGAUGAGCGCCUGCAGCUCUUGCGCAAAUCUGCCCAUAGCAAAGAUCAUGAGAGAAGCCAGGAGCAGAGCUCUGAUCCAUAUACUGCAACAGAAAGCACAAGGACGAUCAAUGCAACAUGUGUGAGCGAAGAGGCUACUUCCAGCCAGAAUUUGACUCAGACGAAUCUAAUGGAGUGCUCGAGUGAGCGCCGCAUCACUACAUCGCUUUGUUCUGAUGAAAACAAGGAAAUCCGACAUGGUCCAAUUUCAAAUAUGCUGGGUGCAGAUGAAGAGGGUGAUGCUUCAGGAGCUUCAACUCCCCAAGUCGUGAACAUGCCUCUAGGAAAGUCAAGUGAGGUCACCCGCGGCUCUCGAACCCCAUUACACGAUAUGGGAGUGUGCUGGAAUGAUACCAACAACGAAAACUGCAACUUUCCGAUCAUUCAAAAUUUGGAACCUAAUGUGUAUGAACGUGAGCUUGCAGCCACUCUAGGCGAAGACGAAAGCGAGGGAUAUAUAUCGGGGAGACUUCUACCCAAUGACACCAUCAUUUCACAACAAGCUGAAAAUCAGGUACGAUAA
Messenger RNA from Cylicocyclus nassatus, 600 nucleotides. The record is from the annotation of a GenBank genome assembly. Lineage: Eukaryota; Metazoa; Nematoda; Chromadorea; Rhabditida; Strongylidae.